Messenger RNA from Vollenhovia emeryi, 1073 nucleotides. RefSeq names its product general odorant-binding protein 69a-like. The record is from RefSeq and is a predicted model, not a curated record. Bases 440 to 877 code for a protein of 145 amino acids. The transcript is spliced from 6 exons. Gene Ontology annotation, molecular function: odorant binding. Lineage: Eukaryota; Metazoa; Arthropoda; Insecta; Hymenoptera; Formicidae.
AUGAAAAAAUUAAUUUGAAAGUUAGAAAACUGUAGCCAAUUAUUAAUAUAAAUCGUUUCUAAGGAAAGAGUCAUCUUGUUUCUUGAUGCUUAUUUCCUUAUACACUGUACAUCGUCAAAUACAGAAUCGCUAGACCGCGAACAAUACACUUGCAUAAUGCUGUGGUUAUCCGAUCUCCGGGAAUGAUAAUAAGACUCGGGUGUCAGUAUUAGCGUUAAGUAUCGUUAAUUACAUCAACCAAAAUGGUAAUUUAGACGUAUUAGGAUGCGCCACCUCACAAAAUUAAGGGUUCUCCUUCUAUUUUACUUCCGUAUAUAAAAGUAAACGGACGUAUUUUGCAUGCAAUUUGCAAGAGUCAGACUUAGAGAUUUAUCAGGAGACCUUAUCACUCUAAAAAGAGAUUUCAAAAGCUCAACAAGAUUAAAAGCAACGUAUAAGAAUGAAAGGCAGUGGUACAAUUUUUUUCAUUUCGUUCGUGCUCAUGGUGUAUCUUCAAAAUACAGAGUGUAAAAAACUGAAUUUCGAAGAAAUAAAAGAGGCUCUAACACCGCUAAGGAAGUUUUGUAUUGACAGGGUGGGCACGGAUCCAAAAAUGAUCGAGAACGCAAACAAAGGCAACUUUUCACCGGAUCGGAAAUUGAAAUGUUACUACAAAUGUAUGUUGCUGAAUACGAAAGUGAUGAAGAAUGACAAGUUGGUUGAAAUAGCUUUCAAGAAUAUAGUGGAACUCAUGAUGCUGGACGAACUUCAGCCAGAUUUCAUCAAAGGGAUGGACACUUGUCAUUCAAUUGCAACAAAAUCAUUGGAAGGAUGUGAGCUCGCAUAUGAAUAUAUAAAAUGCCACUACAAUUUUAAGCCGGGUAACAUGUUUCUAUGAAGAUAUCUCUUUCAAUGGAUCCUCCAUUUAAAUACUAUUAAAAAGAUUUUGGACACAUCUUGGACACAUAAAACAUGUAAGGAGUAUGAUAUGAUACCAUGUAUUAUGCAUCUAAUUGCAACACAUGAAAACCGAGGAAUUACGAAAAUAUAUAAAAUAUAUUAUAGUAUAUGUUAAUCACACGAUUUUUACCCUA